Molecule: messenger RNA, 932 nt
Organism: Acanthaster planci (crown-of-thorns starfish)
Lineage: Eukaryota; Metazoa; Echinodermata; Asteroidea; Valvatida; Acanthasteridae
Source: RefSeq, a predicted model, not a curated record
AUGAGCCUAUUCCCGUCUGUCAUGCCCCGAGAUCGUUUCCUUGCCAUCCGACAGUCCCUGCACUUCAACGACAACACCGCCAUGCCGGAGGACUGCGCUGACCGCCUCUUCAAAGUGCGCCCAGUCAUUGACCAUCUUGUUCAGAAAAAGAAGUUCAACGUCGUUGGCACUGUCAUGGCCAACAGAAAAAGGAUGCUGAAAGACCUGCAGUCCGUCAUGCUGAAGCAGGGUAAAACAGAGUUCCAGUCGGCCGACCUGGGUGUCAGCAGUUCUCUCCUGGCCGUGUCCACCUUCAGUGAAGCUGACCGUGCCCGGCUCACCCAGCAUAUCGACCGCCGUUGCCGCCGGGAGUUCGAGAAGUGCAAGGCCCGCCAACUCGCCAAGUUCCAAGACCUAACUGAGGAGAGUUCGGCCCGUCACACCACCCAGCGCCCAAUUGAGUCUGCUGUUGACACAUCGAAGUGGGUUGUCAACCUCUCCGCGAGGACCCUCACCACCGUCGAGACAUCUCUUCUAGGGAAAGGCUUCAACUUCACCGUCACCCCUGACCACGUACCGGCAACGGAGAUCGUGGCCAGUGUGGAAACAACGUUGAAGAGGCUUGACCCGGAAACAGCUGAUGUGGUCCGCAGAGAAGUGAACGCUUCAUUACGGAGGGCACGCCCGCCCAGGAGCAACAUCAACCGGGAGCAACGCAUCGCCCUGAAGGCUCUACGGCAAGAUCGUUCCAUCGUGAUCCUCCCCGCCAAUAAGGGCCGUGCCAGCGUGAUCCUUGACACCCACACGUACCGGGACAAGAUGGAUGAGCUCAUCUCCACGGGCCCUUACCGGAAAUUGGCUAAGGACCCCACCGACCGGCUCUGCAGGAUGAUCACAGCCCAGCUUUUUGCCCUUAACAAGUCCGGAGAUCUUGACGAUGCCACCUACCGGAA